AUGGUCGUCCCAACUACCAAUGUCGUGCAGCAAGACCUCGCUGGUAAAGUCGCCCUAGUGACAGGAGGCAGCCGCGGCAUCGGAUCCGGUAUUGCACUCGAGCUAGCCAAGAAGGGAGCUUCAGUAGCCAUCAACUACGCCCGGGACCCAGUAUCAGCCGAAAAGAUCGUCCGAGAGAUCCAGGCACUUGGAGUGCAUGCUGCAGCUUUCCAGGCAGACCUGACCCAAGUCGAGUCAAUCGAGGUCAUGUUCAAGCAGGUAGUUGCCCACUUCGGCCAGCUGGACAUCGUAGUGUCGAACUCCGGAACUGAGAAGUUUGUUUCACUUGCUGAUACCACGCUCCGCGACUUUAACGAUGUCUUCGACCUCAACACCCGCGCCCAGUUCUUCGUCGCGAAGAACGCCUAUGAUCAUAUACAGCCUGGUGGCCGGGUCAUUCUGAUGUCUUCCAUCGCUGCUGGUGUCGGUGUCCCUGGUCACUCGCUGUACGCUGGUAGCAAGAGUGCGAUCGAGGGCUUCACUCGCUGCUUUGCCGCUGACUUCGGAAAGAAGCGCUGCACUGUGAAUGCCAUUGCACCGGCUGGUGUAAAGAGUGACAUGUGGCUCAAAAACUCCUGGCGCUAUGCCCCUGGCUGCGAUCAGAACUCGUCCAUCGAGGACAUUGAGGCUGCUCUGGCUAAUGGUAGCCCUUUGAAGCGCUGCGGUGUGCCAGCUGACAUCGGUCGUGUUGUGGCUUUCCUUUCCAGCCCCGCGGGAGAAUGGGUUAACGGUCAAAUCUUGCCCCUGAACGGAGGCGCUAAUAUCUAA
Molecule: messenger RNA, 807 nt
Organism: Penicillium taxi
Lineage: Eukaryota; Fungi; Ascomycota; Eurotiomycetes; Eurotiales; Aspergillaceae
Product: Hydroxynaphthalene reductase arp2
Exons: 2
Coding region: 1-807 (268 amino acids)
Molecular function (GO): oxidoreductase activity
Source: RefSeq, a predicted model, not a curated record